Centrocercus urophasianus (Greater sage-grouse) is the source of this 1463-nucleotide messenger RNA. It is a transcript of the gene LMF2, whose product is annotated as lipase maturation factor 2. Gene Ontology annotation, biological process: protein maturation. Gene Ontology annotation, cellular component: endoplasmic reticulum membrane. The transcript has 10 exons. The record is from RefSeq and is a predicted model, not a curated record. NCBI's taxonomy places the organism in Eukaryota, Metazoa, Chordata, Aves, Galliformes, Phasianidae. The annotation marks the transcript as partial.
GCCGCCGGGCCCGCCAUGGGGGAGCCGCCGCGGCGGCCGCGGGAGCUGUUCCUGGCAGGGUUGGCUGCGGCCUACCUCGCUGCCUUCGUCUCGCUCUACCUUCAGAUCCCCGGGCUGUAUGGACGUGAUGGGAUCCUGCCAGCUCGCCGGGUGCUGCGUCUGAGCGGGAAGGGGCUGUGGGAACAGCUGCGUGAUGUCCCCACGCUGCUGUGGCUCGGCCCACACCUGGGGCUGGACACGGAGCAGGGCAUGGAGCUGCUGUGCCUGCUGGGAGCCGUCGCCUCGAUGGGUGCCUUGCUCUGCGCCCCGCUGCGUGACUGCCUGCUGUUUGCUGUGCUGCGGGUGUUCUACCUCUCACUCUACCAGGUAGGACAGGUCUUCCUCUACUUCCAGUGGGACAGCCUCCUGCUGGAAGCAGGCUUCCUGGCCGUGCUCGUGGCCCCUCUGCGCCUGCUCAAGUGGCGUUCCACAGCCUGGCGUCCACACGACAGCGUCACCUUCUGGUUGGUGCGCUGGCUGCUCUUCCGCCUCAUGUUUGCCUCUGGCGUGGUGAAGCUGACCAGCCGCUGCCCCACCUGGUGGGGGCUCACAGCUCUCACCUAUCACUACGAGACGCAGUGCAUCCCCACGCCAGCUGCCUGGUAUGCCCACCAGCUGCCCGUGUGGUUCCAGAAGUUCAGCGUGGUGGCCACCUAUGUCAUUGAGAUCGCCGUCCCUCUGCUCUUCUUCAUGCCCAUCCGUCGCCUCCGGCUCUUCGCCUUCUACUGCCAGGUCCUGCUGCAGAUCCUUAUCAUCCUCACGGGCAACUACAACUUCUUCAACGCUCUCACCAUUGUCCUGGCCUUCUCCCUGCUGGAUGAGGAGCACGUGGGGCGCUGGAUGGGGCGCGGCAAGAGGAAGCAUGGCAGCUCCUGGCCCCCUACUUUCCUCUCCUUCCUCUCCACCAUGCUGGAACUGAUCACCUACGCCUCGCUGCUCUACUGGAGCGUCCACUACUUCAGCCUGGAGAUCGACUGGGAGAAGAAGCUGCUGGAAUCCAAAGUGGCCUUCACCUACCAUGAGUUCACGCAGUGGCUACGAGUGGUGACGCUGCCCCUGGUGGGGCUGGGCUUCCUCUCACUCUCCUGGGAAAUCCUCUCUGCUCUGUACCGGUGUGCCUGCGUCCGUGGCUUCUUCUGGAAGCUGUGGGCCACACUGCAGUGGGCCAUCUUCGCCACAGCUACCAUGGGGAUGUUUGCCAUCAGCUUGGUGCCCUUCACCUACAUUGACUACGAAUCCAAUGGCAAGCUGUGGCCUGGCAUCCACCAAAUGUUCAGUGCAGUCGAGCGCUUCCAGGUGGUGAAUUCCUACGGGCUCUUCCGCAGGAUGACGGGCGUCGGGGGGCGGCCUGAGGUGGUGCUGGAGGGCAGCUAUGACAAGCAGAGCUGGACGGUGAGUGCCUACCUCAUUGCUGGGGGCAUGGG